AUGGAGGUAGACGAUCCUCCUGUGGAUGAAGCCCGCCCAGGGACUCCGCGGCCUGUUCGAAAACUCUGGUCCGCUAUUGGGACCUUCCACCCCUACCCCCCUCCCCGCAUCUCCCUGAAACGGAGGGCGCCAUUCUCCCCCUAUAGGAUGCCUACGGCGAUAACGGCCCCUAUAUCCAACACGCAGGCCCCUGGAUCGAUAUGCCAGCAGGCUACCGCAGCAGCAAACGACCAGCUCCUGCUCCUAGGUGACUGGAAGCUGGCACUAACCUCCCUUGCAGAGGCACUUGAGACAACCAUCUCCUCUCUACAAGGUCGUCCCAAAGAGCUCGCUAGAGGGCUUGUAGCUAGGUUUAUUACCCUGGCAAACCACAACACCCCACAGCAAGGGGCAAAGCCUGAUAUAGCACGCCCCCAGCAGGCGCAGGCAUAUCAAGCUAAAAAGACCUUACAGGCCUCAACCUGGGCCUCAGUUGCCGCCCCCAAAGCUAGCCAGGACAACUGGCAAUCUAUUACUCAAGAAUACCAUGUGCAAGCUUCUCAACAGCAGGCACAAAAGCCAGCCCAGCAGCAGCCUCAGCAGGAAAGCGAAGCUGACUCCUGUAUCUUUCUCCGGCUGCUAGUCUCCUCCAGCCUACAAGCUAUUAGGCUGCAUGGUAUCCGGGUCACCCUGGCAGAGAAAAUUCCUGGUGGAAUUACAUGA
Messenger RNA from Aspergillus lentulus, 702 nucleotides. RefSeq lists its product as uncharacterized. NCBI's taxonomy places the organism in Eukaryota, Fungi, Ascomycota, Eurotiomycetes, Eurotiales, Aspergillaceae. The record is from RefSeq and is a predicted model, not a curated record.